Melozone crissalis (California towhee) is the source of this 1370-nucleotide messenger RNA. RefSeq names its product P2Y receptor family member 8 (gene P2RY8). Gene Ontology annotation, molecular function: G protein-coupled purinergic nucleotide receptor activity. The record is from RefSeq and is a predicted model, not a curated record. The transcript has a single exon. Gene Ontology annotation, cellular component: membrane. Lineage: Eukaryota; Metazoa; Chordata; Aves; Passeriformes; Passerellidae. Bases 1 to 1074 code for a protein of 357 amino acids. Gene Ontology annotation, biological process: positive regulation of Rho protein signal transduction; phospholipase C-activating G protein-coupled receptor signaling pathway.
AUGGUUAAAAACGAAUCCCACCUGGACGAUUUGACACUGGCAAUGCUCCAGAAUAAAACAGUCUCCAUCACCCUCCCAGUUGUGUAUACAGUAGUGGCUGUGGUCAGCAUCCCUGGCAAUUUGUUCUCCCUUUGGGUGCUCUGCUGGCACAUCAAACCCAAAACACCUUCUGUUAUUUUCAUGAUCAACUUAAGCAUCACGGACCUUAUGCUGGCCUUAUGUUUCCCCUUCCAGAUUUCUUAUCACGUCCGAAGCAAUCACUGGACAUUUGGCAAGACUCUUUGCAGCCUUGUGACAGUGAUGUUCUAUUCCAACAUGUAUUCUUCCAUACUGACCAUGACCUUUAUCAGCAUGGAGCGGUACAUGGGUGUGGUACACCCCUUGAAGUCGGUCAAGUGGAGAAGAAAAAGAUAUGCCUUGGCUGCCUGCCUAGCUAUGUGGUUUGCCUUGCUACUAGCCUUCUACCCACUAGAAACUACAGACCUGACCUAUGAAGUGAAAGAAUUAGGGAUUAUAACCUGUUUUGAUGUCCUUAAAUGGAAUAUGCUGCCCAACUUUGCAGCUUGGGUAGCCUUUCUCCUAACUUUAUUUGUUGUGCUGUUCCUGAUCCCUUUUGUUGUAACAGUUGGAUGCUACAUUGGUAUCAUUAGGAAGCUAAUUCAGACAUCAAGCAGAUAUGGCAAUAGGCAAAAGACUAGAUCCAUAUACCUGGCAAUAAUUGUCCUUCUGUCCUUCAUCACUUGCUUUGCCCCCAAUAACUUUAUCCUACUUGCACAUAUGAUCAGCCGCCUAUUUUACAACCGCAGUUUGUACCCUGCCUACAAGCUCACCUUGUGCCUCAGUUGCUUCAACAACUGCAUAGAUCCCUUCAUUUAUUAUUUUGCAUCGAGAGAAUUUUACCAGAAAUUCAUGCAAUUGUUUCGUCCUAUGGUACCACUCAGCGACAGCUCGGAAAACAGAAGGGAAAGUUUAUUCUCUGGCAGGACCAUGUCAGCCAGAUCGAUGUCAAGUGGACCCAUGGAUGGGUUAGAGGGAGUAAGGAUCAAUUUGCAAAGGCAGGAAAGUGUUUUUUAGCGUUAGAUAUUCCCAGAAGAAAGACACCUGUGAAACUCAGGAGUAGACACAGAAAACAUUUCCUUUUGAAAGGCCAUGCUGAAAAUACCUUGCUUCAGUGACAGAACUCAAGCUGUACUUAAAUUGCAUUUCAGGAUUUUCUGGUCAUGGAAGUGCUAAAAGAACUGAAUUUCUUCAAGAAGGCACUGAAGCAAAUCAAGCAGGGCUAGCCUGGAAAUAACCUUGCUGCAUAAGACCAAGGGAUAGGUUUAGAACAGUUACUCUCAGGUUGUACUAUGGUUAACCAAAGACUUGCA